Molecule: messenger RNA, 3015 nt
Organism: Protomyces lactucae-debilis
Lineage: Eukaryota; Fungi; Ascomycota; Taphrinomycetes; Taphrinales; Protomycetaceae
Product: fungal-specific transcription factor domain-containing protein
Exons: 3
Coding region: 227-2911 (894 amino acids)
Biological process (GO): DNA-templated transcription; regulation of DNA-templated transcription
Molecular function (GO): DNA-binding transcription factor activity, RNA polymerase II-specific; zinc ion binding; DNA binding
Source: RefSeq, a predicted model, not a curated record
GCGGCCCACCGCCUACUGCAUCAUGGCCUAGCUUGGUUGUUGGUUGUACUUGCUUGAGUACUUGAGCGACCUGCGAACUUCUCUUCUGUCAACAACGUCGUCCUGCCCGAUUCAUCUCUCAAUAAGAACGUCUGCUUCUGAAUCGCGUUGCACUGAGCAUCAAGCAGCACGACCCGAGUGGGCCUAUCGCUUGAGGUGCGGGCAGGCUCUGCUUCGCUACAACCUCAUGACGCUCUAUCCACCAGCAGAUCUACGGCUCUCUAUUGAAGAUGACACAGAAGAAUGCCCGGGAGAGCAAUACGAUCAGCACGAUGACGACCAUACAUCAGGAAGCAUGGCAGAAGGGAAGCGUCGACGCAUAACGAAAGCGUGUGAUCGUUGCCGAUUGAAGAAGGUGCGAUUUGAUGGAGAGACUCCAUGCAGCAAUUGCCUGCUUUACAGCAAGAUGUGCCAUUUUACAACCGUUGUCAAGAAGAGAGCAAUAUCGCGCACUGUUAAAUACACCCAGGAUCUUGAAACCAGACUAGGCAAGAUGGAAAUCCUUCUCAAACGGUUCUUGCCCGACUUCGAAAUGACGGAUGAAGCUAUCGAUGAGGCAAUUCAGAAGAGAGCCCUAACUCGUGCCUCGCUGCAGUCGCCCAGGUCUUCUGGUUGCGACAAGGACGUCUCGGAUGAGGAUGUAUCUUGCUCCCACAUCAGGUCCUCACAAAUCUCCGACGACGAGUUGGCGCAGAAGAUGGGUCACUUGUGGCAUGACAACGAAUCAGAGUACGAGGAUGCCCAAUAUUCAGGGGCCGCAUCCAGCUAUGCUCCUCUCGUGGACGUGCGCAAGACCACUCAUAAUUUGACAGGCAACGAUUUCUUUGCAAAACGCUUCAACGGCUAUCGACAGCGCCUGAAUGAGCAGGAACGCAUCAUGUGGCAAAAAAUGGAUUCGUUGCUUGAUGUCAGCGCAAACAAGAAGGUUGAACAAUUUCUUGCGUCUGUUCCGGGCCCAAGAGCCUGCAAGCGCUACGUUGAUUGCUACUUCUCAACAUUCCAUGCAGAAUUUGCUUGCAUCGACCAGCGCCAUUUCAUGAGCUCGCUUGACCAUACCACGUGGCAACCAAAGAAAUUACAGGAUAUGUCUUUCCUGAGUCUAUACCUCCUGGUACUAUCUUUUGGGCUGCAACUUAGUAAACAAGGGACCCUCGUGAACAAGAACUUCCUCGAGGGAUUUGAGGCCCUGGUCUGGUUCAAUCUCGCCAGGAGCAUUAUAUUCAACUUCAGGGAAUAUGGCAAUUUCACUUAUCUUCAAUGUACGAUCCUGUUUGCUCUCUAUCUCGAGCGACUUGGGCAUAGAAAAGAGCUGUGGAUACUUGGUGACCUCCUUGUGAGGAAUGCGCAGCUCAUGGGUUUGCACCGUCGCUUUGAGGACCCUUGCAUGAGUUCGAGGACGAAGGAGGUGCGUAAGCGGUGUUGGUGGAUUAUCUAUGAACUCGAUGACCGUUUGACGUCAGUGAGUGGCAAUCCGACUGCUGUCAACGAUCUUGAAUGUGACCAAGAGCUUCCGGCGCUCACAGAAGAGGAGAUUGCAGACUACCAUGGUGUGCGCUUCAAGGAUGGGCAGCCAUUCAGCUGCCUUGUUGCGAAUAUACAGCUUACUCAAAUCAACCACCAGAUCCGACGGAAGCUGUACAGUGUGGAUGCGAUUCAGCAUUUGUCGUCAGAACAGGUCCAACAAAUCGUUGACGAGAUCGACGUCCAGCUUCUUGCCUUUGCCGAAAAUCUGCCAGAUGAACACAGACCAGGAGACAGCCGCGAAACAAGACAACAGCCCCGACAUGCUGAGGAACACAUUCGGAACUUCAUCGAUAAAGAUACUGCUUUCAAGCGUAGUCUUGUUCGAGAGUGCUACCUGAUUCCGGGUCUGCGUCUUGCAUAUCUUCAAACUGUCAUGCUUCUACAUCGUCGCAAUGCACAGCCUUCUGAUUCAACAAAGUCUGAUCAACAUGACAAGUCGCUUCCUGCCAAUCCAGAUUUCAAUUUGUCCGAACGUGCCUCAUCAGCUUACUCGUCACGUUCAAUCACUAUGCAAGCAGCUCGUGCAAUCAUAUAUGAGCUCUGCAAUCGUGUGCCGUUCAUCAUGACAACUUUGACAAACGCGCACAUACUGUUGGCGCGAUUCGCUCAGCCGGCCUCCUUGGUGAUCUUCAAUGAUAUCAUUCGGCAUCCAUCAUCAUCCUCUGCGCUAGCAGAUCUGGAUUUGCUUAGUUCAAUACAUACAGCCUUCGUCGAACAUCACGCAAGGUUUCCACCGGCUGAAGAUGACAACAUUCCGAGACAAAUGCAAUCUGGCCUCAUGACACGAAUCAUGCCUGAGGCUCUUGGAGAAUUAUAUGGAGUCGCUGCGUUGAUGAUUAAGCAGGCAGAGUUGUCACGGUCCGCUGACAGACCUGGGACUGUGAGUUGCAACGACCCACCUCUUUUCGCAGAUCUGCAGGCCUUGCUCCAAUCUGGCCAGGCGACUGAUCCACGCUACUUUGGUCAGGACGGAUUUGAUCAGAUGGCGGCGCACCUGACGUGGGCACCAAGCUUGGAUCAUCUCGCUGAGUCUGAUCAGCCAUAUCGCCAUGACUGGUCAGCAUUUCGCACAUACGGUCAUGCCCGUGAGGGCUGCGACGGCCAAAUAUUUUCUGACACGACACAACUCACUAAUCUUGCCACCCCGUACGAGUCUUCUGCUGGUCUUGCAGUUUCAUCUUUUACUGGUGAUGACCAGUCGCAACAAGCGAUCACUGGACACUUACAGCAGCAUGUACAGAAGCCUUUUGCUGGCAAUAGUCAGCCGCAAACUAUGGCUGGCACGCUUCGAGAUGACAAUGAUGUUCAAAAUCUCUGGCACACCUUCUACUCCUAUCAGCAACAAUAGAAUGAGCGCUUGCCUGUCUUUUCUUGUCUAAUUGACCAGCUUCUGUUGAAAGCAAAUGUAGGUAGAAGUAAUUGCAUGAUAUAUAUUGCCAACCCAUCUCGCAG